Magallana angulata is the source of this 2193-nucleotide messenger RNA. RefSeq names its product programmed cell death protein 6-like. Gene Ontology annotation, molecular function: calcium ion binding. NCBI's taxonomy places the organism in Eukaryota, Metazoa, Mollusca, Bivalvia, Ostreida, Ostreidae. The record is from RefSeq and is a predicted model, not a curated record. The transcript has 6 exons. Bases 67 to 639 code for a protein of 190 amino acids.
GAAAGUUUCGACAGCACUAUUAGUCAGUGACUAACAUAUUCUAGCAGGAACUUUCAGGCGAUACAAAUGGCGUACUACGGACAGCAACAGGGUUAUCAGCAGGGCCCACCCCAAGGACCUCCUGGGAUGGAUCCUAAUUUCUUGUGGGGCAUAUUUCAAAGGAUAGAUAAAGAUCAAAGCGGUGCAAUUUCAGCAUCAGAACUACAGCAAGCUCUCUCUAAUGGUACCUGGACCCCAUUCAAUCCAGAAACUGUUCGACUUAUGAUUGGAAUGUUUGACAAAGACAACAGUGGAACAAUAAAUUUCCAGGAAUUUUCCUCCCUCUGGAAAUAUGUCACAGACUGGCAGAACACUUUCAGGAGUUACGACAGAGAUAAUUCUGGUUCUAUUGACAGAAAUGAGCUUAAACAGGCUCUAACUAGCUUUGGUUACAGACUCUCAGACAAAUUCUAUGAAAUACUGAUCAGGAAGUUUGACAGACAAGGGCGGGGCACUGUGGCCUUUGACGAUUUCAUCCAGUGCUGUGUGGUGCUCCAGACUCUGACUAGUGCUUUCCGAUUCUACGACACGGACCAAGAUGGCUGGAUACAGAUUGGAUAUGAGCAGUUCUUGAUGCUCGUGUUCAACCUCAAAUCCUGAUCUGUCUGAGCAACAACUCCAGAAAUAAACAUUUCAUGCUUUUCUGGCAAAUUGUAUCUCAUUAGCAAUAAAUUCUAGAUUAAUCAUGUAAAUUUACAAUUUCUGUGGCUAUUACUUGUAAUUAAAUUCAUUUUUGCCGAAUUUACAUAAAUGUUUUACGUGUAAUAUCUGUUUUCUUUAGGGUAGGAUGUAAAUGUUAAAGCUGUAUACUCAAGAUUUUUAGUGCAUAGAAAGAAAUUAAAUUUGCCAUUACAAUGUAACUGAAUCACAGUCAUUAAAAAUAUCAAGUGCAAGUUGUUAUUUAAAAAGAAGAAACAAACAAAAUCUACAAGGAAGAUUAUAGUUAUGAAAGCUAAUAAAACAAAUAUCGUUGUAAACAACAAGAAAUCUCCCUGUUAUGUUUCAUUAGAAAAUAUUUAUAUGUUCAUUGUUGGUUUGUACUGUUAACGUUAGCAAACAUAUAAAGCAGGUUAAGAACAUCAAUACUUUUCAUAAUGAUUUUUUUUUCACUGAAGAUGCACCAUUAAUAAUUCUUCCUUAUUUCUAAAAAUAAUACGCUCUUAAAAAAUGUUUGUAUUAUAGUAAUGUUAACUGUGUUUGUAUAUACUAGUACAUAAUGACAUCUCUUUUUUAAAACAAUAAAUCAAAAUUUAGUUGCACGAUACAGCUUUAAAAAUUUUGUACUUAUGACUACAAUUCAACAGUAAGACCAUGCAUGUUUUGAUAAAAACAGAUAGUCUUCCCAGUAUGCAUAGUGCUUUUUGGUGGCUUUCUCAAUAAUUUUUGAGCAAAUAGCCAUCUUCUCAUGAAACAUUAAUCUAAAAAUAAAUCUGAUGUUUAAAGCACUGUAAAAUUUGGAUUGAAACGAUUUGUGUAUGUUGAAUUCUAAAUUCAUUAUCCAUAAAUUGAGAAAAUUUUAAUUGUUGAGAUUAUUGUAAUGACUGUACAUGUAUUAAAAUGUUAUGUUUGCUUUAUUUUCUGUGCUCUAGAUUGUUAGGUAUUUUAAACACUUGAAUCAAUUUCAAGAUUGAUUAACUGGUAUUGGGUGAUACUGCUGCUAUACAAUGCAAAUUACAGAUAUUUUAUAACAUCAUCCUUAUAAACCAACACUAUAAAUAUGUUUAAUGGGAUAUCUGGUACCACAUUUUAUGUAAAUACAGGCAUUUACUGUAUAUUAAUAGAAUAUGUGGUUGUAUGUCAGCUUAAAUGUUUUAACUUUCUGUAAAGCACAUACUGGUAGAAGAAACUUAAUUCUGGGAUAAAAAUAAUUAUUAUGCAUGGCUUUUGUAGUUUAAUUUGCAUAUACCGGUACACAACAAAUAUUAACAGAAUCCUUCAUGUGAAUCUUUCAGAUACUGUCUUGUUAUUCAGGUCCUAAAAAUAUUCAUACAUAUAAUUCUAUGUUUUUGUCUAGUAUAGAAUUGUACCAAUUUUAUAUAUAUUUUUUUUACAUUUCUCUCUGUAAUUAAAUGUUGUCAUCUUUAUGUAACACAAUUUUUUGUUUACGUUGAUUAACUGGAAAGUUUAUUGGUUAAUUAAAAUAUAUAUCCAAUA